Molecule: messenger RNA, 3956 nt
Organism: Manis javanica (Malayan pangolin)
Lineage: Eukaryota; Metazoa; Chordata; Mammalia; Pholidota; Manidae
Gene: WNT2B
Product: Wnt family member 2B
Biological process (GO): canonical Wnt signaling pathway; multicellular organism development; neuron differentiation
Cellular component (GO): extracellular region
Molecular function (GO): frizzled binding; cytokine activity
Source: RefSeq, a predicted model, not a curated record
CCGCAGGGGCAGGUGGGGGUGCGGCGCGGCGCUGCGCCUGAGCGCCGAGGGGCGGAAGCGGCCGCCACACCUCGGGCGCCGCGGAGCGUCCGGGGCUGGCGCGGGCGGAGCCGCCCCGAGGGCCGCGCGUGUCCCCGGCCUCGGCCCCGCCCCGCGCCGUCCAAUGAGAGCCUGCGGCCGAAGGGGCUGUCCGCACAUUCUGCCCGCAGCCCCACUCUGCGCCGCAGACCCCCUGACCCCGCAGCCUGCGCCCAGACCCGAGCUCGGCGCGCCGUCGUCGGCUCCCGGGCACCGCGCUCUGCGCCUCUCCGGGACUCCAGGUGCCCCUGGACGCCUAGUCGCCAGCGAGCCCUAUGGCCCCCCAGGGGGGUGAAGUAGGGGCGGCCUGAAUCCCUCCAGACAGCGCCCUGUCCACUCCUCCGGGGAGCUAUGCUGAGGCCGGGUGGUGCGGAGGAAGCCGUGCAGCUCCCCUCCCGGCGCAUCCGCGCCCCGGCGCCCGUGUCCAGACCCGCGGUCCCCGACAGCUCUCGGGCUUCGGGACGCGCGAGUCUCGCCUGCCUGCUGCUGCUGCUGCUGCUACUGACGCUGCCGUCCCGCGUAGACACGUCCUGGUGGUACAUCGGGGCACUGGGGGCCCGAGUGAUCUGUGACAAUAUCCCUGGUCUGGUGAGCCGGCAGCGGCAGCUGUGCCAGCGGUACCCCGACAUCAUGCGGUCUGUGGGCGAGGGUGCCCGAGAAUGGAUCCGAGAGUGUCAACACCAGUUCCGCCACCACCGCUGGAACUGCACCACACUGGACCGGGACCACACUGUCUUUGGCCGGGUCAUGCUCAGAAGUAGCCGGGAGGCAGCCUUUGUAUAUGCCAUCUCAUCAGCAGGGGUGGUCCACGCGAUCACUCGUGCCUGUAGCCAGGGUGAGCUAAGUGUGUGCAGCUGUGACCCCUAUACCCGUGGCCGACACCAUGACCAACGUGGGGAUUUUGACUGGGGCGGCUGCAGUGACAACAUCCAUUAUGGUGUUCGCUUUGCCAAGGCUUUUGUGGAUGCCAAGGAGAAGAGGCUUAAGGAUGCCCGGGCCCUCAUGAACUUACAUAACAACCGCUGUGGGCGCACGGCUGUGCGGCGGUUUCUGAAGCUGGAGUGUAAGUGCCAUGGUGUGAGUGGCUCCUGUACUCUGCGCACCUGCUGGCGUGCACUCUCAGACUUCCGCCGCACAGGUGAUUACCUGCGGCGGCGCUAUGAUGGGGCUGUGCAGGUGACAGCCACCCAGGAUGGUGCCAACUUCACAGCAGCCCGCCAAGGCUACCGCCAUGCUACCCGGACUGACCUUGUCUACUUUGACAACUCCCCAGACUACUGUGUCUUGGACAAGGCUGCAGGUUCCCUAGGCACUGCAGGCCGUGUUUGCAGCAAGACAUCUAAAGGGACAGAUGGCUGUGAAAUCAUGUGCUGCGGCCGAGGAUAUGACACAACCCGAGUCACCCGUGUCACCCAGUGUGAGUGCAAAUUCCACUGGUGCUGUGCUGUCCGGUGCAAGGAGUGCAGAAACACUGUGGAUGUCCACACAUGCAAGGCCCCCAAGAAGGCAGAAUGGCUGGACCAGACCUGAACAUAUAAAUACCUCACUGUUCCUCUACUUCAAACCUCCUGACUUAAAAGCACAAGAUCUUUGCAUGCACACCUCCCUCCACCCUCAACCUUGGGCUGCUAUUUUAAGCUUAUAUUUAAGGAUUUGGAGAGUAAUCCAGAGGGACUUUGGUGUCCUGGCUGGUUCCUUAGCCCUGGGAAGGAGUUGACAGGGGAUGUAAGAAACUGAGCAGCUUCCUGCGUGCCCCACCUCAGGAGGCUAGAGGAGAAAGUGGAAGAAAGGGAAAGGUCUUCAGAGUGAUAGGAGUUGCACUAAUGCACAUGGUGAAGGCCAUUUUUCCUUUCCCUUGCACUAGCUUCCUGACACUUCUUGUUUGUGCAAGAGGAAGGAUACCUGAGAAAAGAGCUUCUUUUUUGUUCCUACCUGGUGAGGGUGGAUGGGACAGAUAAGAAACCACAUAGCUGUUCCCUGGGUCAGUUUGGGCAGAAUGGUUGGUACCCCAAAAGAAACUCUUAGGCUACUACAUUCUCCAUUAUCAAGAGGCUAAGAUUGCUAGAUAAGAGUUAACCAUAGUGAACAAAGUUCCUUUCACAUGGUCGUAUGUUCAUAAAUGGCUAUGUUUUGUAGGGGGAAAAACUUUAUUUAUACAAACAUACAUUCUCUUCCCAUCACUCUUCUCUUCAACCUGUAUCAGGGAGCACUGCGUCUUUGUUCACUUGCUGCCUCUUCAAACUGAAUGGCCUGCAGUGGUUCCCAUGCCUAACAGAUCACUAGAAUAUCCUGGAACACUCCUGAGAAAGAGUAAUUUUGUAAGCCUGCCUAGGCUUUGGGUUUUGUUUUUUGGUUUUUUUUUCUUUUAAGUUUUCCAUGCAUUAUUCUGGUGACCAACCAGGUUUGGCAAACACUGAGUAAAAGACAUGUAACUCAUGGAGUGAGGAGAAGGUAGCAAGCCUGAUCUCAAGGGCCCACAUGAGGCAUCAGUGUAUACAAGGCAGGUGGUGAUCUCUGGCUUUGGUGAUAUUUAGGAGAAGCUCUUAGCCUUUGAAGCUGGGAGCAGGAGCCUGUGGCUACAGAGGAAAGGAGAGCUGGAGCUUGGGGCCAAAGUGCUAAACAGCAGCUUAGCAAGUAGCCUUUACCCAUUUAUUCAACAAAGCUUUAUUUAGUGAUUCUCCAAGUUUUGGUGACUAUUAUUGUUCACUCCAUGUCUGCCUUCAAUAGGGUAGCUCCUUUUGUGCUACCUCCACUGCUUAACUAAGUUGGUGUAGUAGAGUCUCCAGAGAUAGGAGGCUUAGUAAGCUAGAGGGUAGGAUACAGAAUCCCCCCAAAACAGUGAUGCCCUAUUUUUAUGUGACUUGGACAAUGGCUGUCUUUUGCCUGUUAAUAUUUUAAAAGAGCAGAGUGGUAUAGAAAUUUGCAGUUAUGACAGACCUGGGUUGAAAUCACAACUGCGCCACUUACUGUUUUUGAUAUUUUGAGCAAGAUAAUCCAAAUUAUCUGGGCCUCUAUCUUCUCAUCUGUAAAAUGAUCCUAUCUUGGAUACUGAGUUUUAAUUAUGCCCCAAAUGCCAGCCACCCGACACUCUUACCAAAGCCCAUAACUGGGUUAGCACAUCAUGAAUUCUCUCAGAACCUCCAGUUAAUAACUAUGAAGUAUUGACAACAGGCUGUAAGUUAAGGGGCAUACACAAGGAAUUCCAAAUAUAGGCCCCCCUCCUUUCCCUUUCCCAAGUUCCUCUCCAACAUCCCUUGGGGUCCUCACAUGUUUGUGGAACAGCUUCACUGUGCACAGGCAGCAGAAGGAUGAGGGAGCCAUAGCUCUGGACCAUGGAAGAGGAUUUAUUUAGAUGAUAGGACUAAUAUUUGUGUAACCUGCUGAGACCCAUGUGGGAGAGUUUAGGGUGGUUUUCUUCUGGUGAGGGGAUUUGCUCUGGUUUCACAUCCAUUAACACAAAACAUAAGCUAGUCAGGGCCCUUGUGGUCUGCAGUGAGGGGAUUCCUGUGGAGAAAUGGUUCUAAGUGAGUCAGGACAGGGGAAUGUCUUCCUUGCAAAGUAGAGUCAACUGGAUAACUGAUGAGCCAAUAGUGAGUUAGAGAGGGGGUAAAUUGGGGGGGGCAGGGAGCUUUUGACACCAUGAGCUGGGAUUGAGGAAGAAAGCUUUAGAGUACUCAGGAGAUAAGGGGCAUAUAGUCAGUCUGAACUCCUAGAGUUUAAUGAAUUUACAAAAGGGUGUUGUCUUGUAUGCUGGGACACUGGGAAGGGACUCAGGUCCGAGUCAGCAUCUGCUCUCACAAGAACAUCUGGGUAGUUACCACAUAAAUGUUAAUCAUAAAUGUUAACUUUCCAUGGGAAAUCAACCUGAGUUAAAUCUA